Messenger RNA from Schistosoma rodhaini, 5444 nucleotides. NCBI's taxonomy places the organism in Eukaryota, Metazoa, Platyhelminthes, Trematoda, Strigeidida, Schistosomatidae. The record is from the annotation of a GenBank genome assembly.
GUAUUCUUAUUACGUUCAAUCACCUUGUUGCUUCCGCUCAUUUUAAAUAUAUCACUUGGCUUUACUAAACCAAUAAUUUGAUUUUGAAAUAGUCCGUCUACGAUUUUACCCUACACUCCUAAAUUCUCAUUACUUCAUUCAUUCCUAAAGACAUGGAUUUAACAUCAAUUAUUCUUCACCAGCAUAUUAAGAAAGACGUUACACAACAGGUUACUCCGUACGAAAUUUAUUUUGUCUUCUCUCGUUUAAAGCGAAGCCGUGCAUUGAUGAUAGUUAUCCAAGUAAUGGUACUGACAAUAGUAUCGACAAAAUCUGUGAUAGUUUUUAGAAAUACUCUUGUGACAUAUACUCUCGAAAUGAUUAUCUGGAGAAUCCACCAGUUACAACAGACGAUAUCAUCAUAGAAAUGUGUGAGUUUCAUUUAUUUUAUCUACUGUUUACAUUUGUUCAAAGUGCAUCUAGUUACAACGUGUCAACGUCGAUGUAGUUUGUCGCUAUUUCUCAUUAAUACUUCACCGUAGACGUCUGUGUUGAAGACAACAAAUAGGGAUCGUGAUACCGAAAGAACUAGUUCUCACGAAUCCAAAAUAGAUGAUGUGAUAAUCACUUGCUUUUUUUCACCUCUUAUCCCAAACUCUAAUUAAAAAGAAUAUGAGAAAACUACAUUCAAACAUUUUUGAACACGUUUGUUGAAAUGAAACGGAACACUUGAAUGCAUAAUAGACUGGAAGGUGGUGUUGAUAUUCGGAAAGUAAUUGAUGGUUUCAUAAUGUGGUGUGGCACAUUGAAUCAAUGUCGGUUGUCACCAUUCAAAUUAUUAUAUAUCUAAUAUUUCACUUCAGAUUUCAUGUGCAGUUAGCACUUCGCGCACAAAUGCUAUUGGAAUCAAGAUCAACAAUUCGUCGAGACGCGUCAUCGUUUUUGUUCUGUUAAUUUUUCUGAACAUUGUAAAUUUCGUUAGAAAAAGGGUAGUUAGAAGUCUUCCUCAAAGUAACCAAAGACAGAAUGUAAAGACCAGUUGUCUGCACGUACAAUAAAGACAGAGUGUUGAACACCAUGCAAUGGCUCAAAUAUACCAGAUAAUUUGAUGCUGUCUUCUGGUGUUACGUAUUGCUAUUCAAAAGUUGGAAAUCCAAAGUACUCUGUAUUCUGCCUUGUCCUGUUGGUCCGAUCGUGCUUCGAUAAGCAUUGUAUCUGAACUGGUUUACAAAGCACUUUGAUGUUAGAGUAUCUAUUCUUGAAAACGUGUGUUCAAUUACGUGAGCGAUCUCAAUGCAAUCAAUAUCUAUGUGACAUAUAGGGAUUCUACGAAAUAACUACAUAGAGAUCUGUGUGAAAACAAGAUGUAUCUCAAACAUCGAAUUGAGUGUUAGAAAAUGACUAGUACUGAUCAACACAUCGGAAUAACUCAGUAACUCAGGGUCGAGUGCUUGGAUUUUAACAAAUGAAUUCAGCAUGCUCUUUUACACUCAUAAACGUGAGGAAUGAUAUGUGAAAUAGAAUCACACUUAUGGCAGAAUCGGAUGUUUCAGGCAUAACUUAGUGGAGUACUUUACAGCAAACCAUCAUGUAUCACCAUCAAUCAAAUUCGUAUGUAAUAAAUAGAAUACUGUCACUAGAACCCCUUUGACGUUACCAUUUUGUGGAUUUCUUUUGCUUUUAGUAAGACGUGCAGAAUACACAAAUGUACCGGGUAUCAAAGCAGCUAAAAAUUUAUACGAAACGUGCACGAAUGCCUCUUUGAUGGACGGUCCGUUGAUAGAGACGAAAGUUGUUGAAAUGAUAGAAGCAAUUUUUAACGGAUGGCUGAUGUCAGCAAAUCAUUUACAUAACCUCAAAUCCACAAAUAACUUUCUUGAGAGUGGGAAGUUCAAUCUGACCGCAAUAAUUUUACCACUUUUAUUUCGAAAUGAUGUAACACCUUUCUUUGAAUUUGGUGAUCAUUUUAAUGAUCUACCAGUAGAUGCUCCAUUCAUUUAUAUUCGUCCGGGAUCACUUGACGCAUUUAACAAGGCGAAGUUAAAUAUGGUACGAUGAAACAAAUAAAUCAAUUCAGUCAUAUUUAAUGCAGUGAUCAAGAAAGUUUUAUUUAUUCGUUUGUUUUUAACCUGUUGCCAGAUGUGAUACUUAUCACAGGAAACAGUUUAUUAUGUUAAUUUGAACAAUCAGAGGGGUAAACGCAGUUCAGAGAGAUCCAUGAAAUGAUUCUACUAAGUAUAUGUUGCGUGCACUGUCCCUCAUGCUGAUAUUUGAACGGGUUUCCACCUCAGUCAUGCCAAUCAUUAUUCUCAAGUAUGUAUGGAUAAAAUGUUUAUGAACACGUACUUCAUCAAAAUAGUGUCUCACCCAUCUUCUAAUAUCUCAACUUUCAUUACGUGGAACAUUUAGGAGGUGACCAAUGACUGAUAGUUUGAGAGUGAAAACUAAGAAAUACAGGAGAAUGCACACACAGGUAGACUGAUGAGGAAUGCCAAACAUUCGAUAAUAAUACUUGAAUAACAUAGGCACUUAAAAGAUGAAUAUUAUCAUCAAAUGGUUUGAUCCUAGCGACGAUUAAAUACAAUUACUAGUUAAGAUUCAUAAAUUGAACAAGAACAAACCCAAUAAACAUUGUCGUAGGUGUAUGAAAGCAGAUUUCAUUUUGGUCCAAAGAUUCACAGUAACAAUAUCCGUAGAGUGUCCUAAAAUGUCUUCGAAGUGUUUUCUCAAUUUCCUCCUCAACUGGUCGCUUGUUUGUUGUCUAUCAGCGUAGGUUAUUACUGAUGCCCUACAGUCAAUAAUCGGAGGAUCUUGUAUAGGCAAUUGUCCAUAUGCAUAAAUAUACUCUCUUUUGUCUGUAGUCUUGAUAGUUUGCUUCGUACAAUAGAAUCAAUGUGACACCAUAGUUGAAAAUUCCAUAUUCUGUCUGGAGUAACAGGUUUUAGAAUUUCCGGUAAACUUCAAUUUCAGGGAUGUUUUCCUUUGUAGUACCAGUUCAUAUGUUAGGCCCAUAUACUUUAUUCUAGUUACUGGCCAAGCCAAUUCACCUGUACAUUGAGUCAUCUUUUGAUCUUGUUAAUCAUCUGCUUAUUAACCUUGAGUACUUUUUAUAUGAGCGCAUAUGUGUACACUUCGUAUCUUAUUCAUCAUAUGUCUGUCACUCAUUUUUGCCUGCCUAUAAAUGUUAGUUAACGCUUGCUUAAAAUGAGUUGGCUUCCCAGCCAUCUCCAAUACGCAUCAUCUUUGCUUCGCUUGCUUACAGUUGCUCAUGUGCUUACAACUUUCUGGUCUGCAUCGAUUAUCAAUAAAAAUGUAGUUGCCGCUUCCCUUUGCCUUCUGAUAUUAUACACCGUUAAGAUUGGUAUUAAUAACGGUUAUCGAAGCGAACUAUGAUCGAAGCACGGCACUACAAAACUGGUAAUCCCGACGUACGAACACACAACACAAUUAGCGACCCCGACUUACGAACGCGAAAGCAUAAUUGGAUGUCUCGCCGAACGAACAUCGACCAGAAUCGACAACCUCGACGUACGAACUCACAACAUAAUUGGCACGCCGUAUUUGGAACACGCGACAGAAUCGGCAACCGCAACGAGUGAACACAAAUCAAAAAUGAAACCGCGGACGACAUAUUUCGUUGAUUCUAAUAAUCAUCAUAUGCUCAUUAUUACAAUAAUGUCAUAUCAUCAUCUAACGUGGAAUUAUUAUUUUUGCUCGUAUUCACAUUAAACUAUGACAUUCACGCAGUCGAAUCACUAAUCGAACAAAUUAUAAUUAUUUGGACAUUACACGUUAUCAUAUUCGAAACUCACUGAAUUAUUUUUAUUAUCCAAUGACGUACAAUUUUCCUGAUUCAAGUGAGUUCGUUCCAAUUUUUUCAUGUCGUUUUCGGUCUAAUAUUACACUCUAUCAUAGACAUAAGUUUGGAGUCACACUCCCGAUAGUAGUAACUUAUGUUCUCGAUAGACAACUAAUGUUCAUUCAUUUCAUUGGUACGCAGCAACCGUCGUUUCCUACAUUUUCAGCGACAACCUAAACCGAACUUCCGCAAUUUUUGUUUCACUAUGAUCCCUACUUUAAUGUCUAUACACAAAUAAAGUAUUCGACGCCGCAUUACCAGCCGAUUAGUAAUGAUUAUGUUCAUAUUAUCUAUUCAUUCAUAUGUAUAUCUGAAUGCUGCAUCAUCCAUUACCGAUAAUCACAAUUCGAUUACUACGAAUAAUAUUCUAUUCUCAAUGCACUGUACGCCAGAACAUAGAGUUUAGAGCUAGUCUCUCAAGGAUACACUCUUGUUCGUCACAUCCAAGUCAGCCUCACUCGCCGCCAUCGAUAAUCAUAUGUAUUGGUAUUUUUGUUAUGCCUUAAUACGGUUUCGUAACAAACGAAGUUGAGCGCAUAUCCCUCUAACUACACAAACCACGAUAGGCUUCAUGACCAAAAAGGAAUACGACUCCGCAUAUCUCGUCUCAGCAGUCACUAUCCUGUUCCUUUGGUCAUUCUACUAAUACAUAUUUAACGAUAACUCGACGCAAACGGUAACAUACGCUGACUUCGCAUUUUAUUAUCAUUAUCAGUAGCAGUACAGCAAUGAAUAUCAACCGCUGAUGCAGUCAUCAUCCUACGGCUGGAUUAUUUUUUAUCCCACGUAAACUCCAAUCGUGUAAAUUCGAAUCCACUCAUCGCCAAUCGACUCUAUUUACUCGACUGCAGCUUAUCAGAACAUAUUUCACUGUUAUUUAUCCUCAUAUUCAAUCAGCACCACAGAGCAAUUACUGUUAUACUCUAUUUUCACUAUAUUUCAAAUCGCUCAUACGAACAUGUUAUUUUAUCAUUCGGACAGUCACUACAUAAAUUCAUGUUAAAUUUUUUCGAACGCUUACUAAUGUACUCAUAAUCACAUGCUAGCAUCCCUAUUUUUGUCCGCACUUUGACAAUAUUCAUGUUCCUUUUUACAUAAGUAUGACACUUUCGCUCAAUACGCUCACCCCUCACAUGACACUGUAAUUCAUCAGGUAUUGUACCAUUUUUUCCCACAUUUUGACGUUAUCCUCAUACCGCUUCAGUGUUAUUUUUCGAAAAUAGACAUUUUUUUAUAAAUGUGCUAUUUUCUCCAAGGGGGCUAUGUAGUACCAGUUCAUAUGUUAGGCCCAUAUACUUUAUUCUAGUUACUGGCCAAGCCAAUUCACCUGUACAUUGAGUCAUCUUUUGAUCUUGUUAAUCAUCUGCUUAUUAACCUUGAGUACUUUUUAUAUGAGCGCAUAUGUGUACACUUCGUAUCUUAUUCAUCAUAUGUCUGUCACUCAUUUUUGCCUGCCUAUAAAUGUUAGUUAACGCUUGCUUAAAAUGAGUUGGCUUCCCAGCCAUCUCCAAUACGCAUCAUCUUUGCUUCGCUUGCUUACAGUUGCUCAUGUGCUUACAACUUUCUGGUCUGCAUCGAUUAUCAAUAAAAUUGUAGUUGCCGCUUC